UAUAUAUAUAAGUUUGGACGUGCUUAGUUAAUGACCAAUUCGUCUUGCUUAUCGAAACAAACCUUGCUGCCAUUGAGAAUUGUGGUGUUGAAUCAAUUUUUACUCUUAGACUCCUUCAUCUCAACAUGGUUUGCUUGGCUUGUUUGUUGCCCCUCUUUCUUGUUCCGAUAGUUAACAUUCUUCCUCUUCUCUUCGAUUUUAUCAUGGGAAAGAUCUAUCGAGUUUUUGGUUGGGAGUAUAGGAAACCAGACAGGGUUCCUCCUGCAUGUCCAUAUAAACCUCCAACCUCUUCUGUUAAUAAGCAGGCUGAGGCAGAUGGUGAACCUAAUCCAGCAGAUCCUGUUAAACCUGGAACUGUAGAUGUCAAAAAGGAUUAAUGUGGGUAGCUAACAAUUUGUAAGGUUUGACAAGAUUAAACAGUAUGAUUACACCUUAUGGUUCGUGUCUGUAACUUUUAUCAAAUAUAUUGUCUUGUCAUGGUGAUUGUGUGAAAAAAAGAUGAUUGGUUACUUAAUUUUAAACAAAAAAAGUUAGUUUCGCUGAAAGUAAAAGAAAAUGUAAUUUAUGGAUGACGUUAAGAAUCU
Messenger RNA from Vigna radiata var. radiata (mung bean), 584 nucleotides. RefSeq lists its product as uncharacterized. The record is from RefSeq and is a predicted model, not a curated record. The coding region runs from base 126 to 377 and encodes 83 amino acids. NCBI's taxonomy places the organism in Eukaryota, Viridiplantae, Streptophyta, Magnoliopsida, Fabales, Fabaceae. The transcript has 4 exons.